Messenger RNA from Pygocentrus nattereri (red-bellied piranha), 3612 nucleotides. RefSeq names its product gamma-aminobutyric acid type A receptor subunit rho2b (gene gabrr2b). Lineage: Eukaryota; Metazoa; Chordata; Actinopteri; Characiformes; Serrasalmidae. The transcript has 9 exons. Gene Ontology annotation, cellular component: membrane; neuron projection; GABA-A receptor complex. Gene Ontology annotation, molecular function: extracellular ligand-gated monoatomic ion channel activity; neurotransmitter receptor activity; GABA-A receptor activity. Gene Ontology annotation, biological process: signal transduction; chemical synaptic transmission; nervous system process. The record is from RefSeq and is a predicted model, not a curated record. The coding region runs from base 178 to 1593 and encodes 471 amino acids.
CGGCUUGGAGACGCGAACCGCGACGCGCCUAAAAACUUUCUCAGUGCUCGCUGGUCCGCCUGCUCCGCUUCUCUCAGUACGGCGAUGCGGGUCGCCGUGCGCGUCCCUCCGUACGAUGCCCAGAGCGCCUGACGGAACCGCUCCGCUCCUGCGUGGACUCCCGAGCCGGGCUCCAUCAUGCCUUACUCCGCCAAGCUGCUGCUCCUGAUCCUCUGCCUCGCUGCGCUCGCCGAGGGCGGCAAGCAUAAGAGCAGGAAACGGAGGUGGUCAGCAAACCUGGAAACCCACAAGCACGGAACCCCUCUAUCCAAAAAAGUGGUGGAUGGAACCAAGACACGGAGGGUGAAAACGGACCACUUGCUGCGGGUGGAAGAUCAUGAUUUUACCAUGAGGCCAGCUUUUGCAGGUCCAGCAGUCCCAGUUGGCGUGGAUGUCCAGGUGGAGAGCUUGGACAGCAUCUCAGAAGUGGACAUGGACUUCACCAUGACUCUGUAUCUGAGGCACUACUGGAAGGACGAGCGACUCUCCUUCCCCAGCACCACCAACAAGAGCAUGACUUUUGAUGGCCGUCUGGUGAAGAAGAUCUGGGUCCCUGAUGUGUUCUUUGUCCACUCCAAGCGUUCCUUCAUCCACGACACCACCACUGACAACAUCAUGCUCAGGGUUUAUCCUGAUGGGCAUGUUCUGUACAGCCUCAGGGUGACAGUAACGGCAGCUUGUAACAUGGACUUCAGCCGCUUCCCUCUCGACUCACAGACCUGCACACUGGAGCUGGAGAGCUACGCCUACACAGAUGAGGAUCUAAUGCUGUACUGGAAGAGCGGAGAUAACUCUCUGAGUACCGAUGACAGGAUCUCUCUCUCUCAGUUCCUCAUUCAGAAGUUCCACACCAGCUCCAGACUGGCCUUCUACAGCAGCACCGGUUGGUACAACCGACUGUACAUCAACUUCACCCUGCGACGACACAUCUUCUUCUUCCUGCUGCAAACCUACUUUCCUGCUACUCUGAUGGUCAUGUUGUCCUGGGUGUCCUUCUGGAUUGAUCGCCGGGCUGUCCCUGCUAGAGUCUCCUUAGGUAUCACCACGGUGCUCACCAUGUCCACCAUCAUCACGGGGGUGAAUGCCUCCAUGCCCAGAGUGUCCUACAUCAAAGCCGUUGACAUCUACCUGUGGGUCAGUUUUGUCUUCGUCUUCCUCUCUGUCCUUGAGUAUGCAGCUGUGAAUUAUCUGACCACAGUAAAGGAUGGCAAAGAGCGCAAACUCAGGGAGAAGGCGAGAGAACAGUCUCUGCCUUGUACCUGUGGCCUGUCCCACGGCAGGACUAUGAUCCUGGACGGGACAUACAGCGAGGCUGACAGUAACAGCCUGGCAGGGUACACUCGUGCUCCCAUGGCCACCGAGGAGCCCCCUGAGAAACAGGAGCGCAUGGUGGUCCACCUGUCCCUAGACAAUGAGUCCACGGGAACGAAAAAGAAAGGCCUGCGGGGCUUCCGCAUCAUCCAGAACACUCAUGCCAUCGACACUUACUCUCGCAUGAUCUUCCCUGGGGCCUAUAUCUUCUUCAACCUCAUCUACUGGUCUGUGUACUGCUGAGCUGCCUCACAGCAGGGAACACAGGCCUAGAGAGUGCUGUAAAUCAGGCCGACCCAGUGCAAUUGGAGUGCUUCUGGCUGUAGAUACUAGUGGAAUCUAAAGACUUAAUGCUUUUUGGUGUACAUGAACAAACCAAGUAAGAAACAAGACUGCUGGAAAUAUAAUUGAGCUUUCGAAUCACUGGAUGUACCUCAUCUCAUGAAGGAGUAAUGUAAUAUUUGUGAAAACAUUGUGAAACUUUUGACGUGGCAAUAAGAGAUUUCAGUGCUUGGACCCCUCACAUUGCACCGUAAAGUCUGAAUGGCACUACCACAAGAGACUUUCAAAAAGCUCAAAUCUACCCAGCAGAUUUUCUUUGUGUUAGAGGGCAUGCACCGCUGAGUGGGAUUUACAUCAACUUUUCCUCAGCUUGGCUCAUUUCUCUCCUCAUUUGAAUUCCUGGCUGUGCUGACGUCACGCCUCCACCAUGGCUGAGCUGUAUGUGUUUGGACUCUAAUUGUGAAACUCUGUGCUUUCUGCACUUUCUGGUCUUACUACUGGCCGGUAUUGCUUACUGUGGCAUUCCAAAACCCACGCUAAAUCAUACAGUCCAAGAGGAGAGCAUUACUUUACCUCCAUUCAACUGUACCAGCAUCCAAUGCAUGAGGUGAGGCAGGCUAAUGGGUUUUUAUAAGACAGAUAAGCUACUUAUAUAACUAGUCCUGUGUUUUUUGUCAGUUAUGCUAAUUUAAAAGGCAGACACUCAUCCUCCACUUUAUUAGAAACACCUACCAUGAACUUCCCCUCACAGGCCACUUUAUGAGCUGUAACUCCCGUAGUGUGCAAAAGUCAGAGACCACCCUUCAGGUAUUGUAUUUCCAGUCAAAACAGCUAUUAAGUACAAGGUAUUCAUUUUUAGUAUCAUGAAAGAAAGCAGAAAAUAUAUAUUCGAUAUAAAAUCAUACAAAAGCCUCAACAAUCACACAUAUAUUUUUUCAAGCUUUAGUGUGUCCACCCUUUAUUACAGCUUCCAUUUUUUUCUAGAAACAUGCUUUGGCAGGGAUAUUUUUCCACACCUCCAAAGUUCAGUCUUAGAUGUUGGUUGCACUUUCUGCUUCUCACAAUCCAAGUAAUCCAAACACAUUCAGUGAUGUUGAGAUUUGGACUCUGGGAUGGGCAGUGCACUGUCCAUUUUCUCUAUUUCUUUUGCUCAGUAAUAGCCAUAGGGUUGAGUUGUUUUCUCACAGUGGCAGGAUGGACGCAAAAACCUGUGGAUGAUUUCAGCUCUGAAACAAGAGUGGAGCUUGAUUUUCUCCUCUCUCUCAAAGAUGAAAGCUUUAAGCACUGUUUAUCUGGGACAGUUUUGGUGGUCUAUCAGGUCUUGAAUGGUUGUUAAGAGUCCCAUUCUCUCCAUAUUUCUAUAUCUUAAUCUUUGUUUGACCUCCAGGUUUUUAAAUGUUGCCUUUCCUUGUGCAAGUAGAUUAUCUUAGAUCUAAUUCUCUCAGAAAUAUCUCUUUAAAAAUGAAUAACUUAUACUUAUAGGCCAUUGUUGACUGGAAACUAAAGUAAGGGUGAAAUCUGACUUCUGCUCAGUUCUAUACCUUAUAUGUCAGUUACAGAUUGUAGCCCAUCUGUUGUUAUGCACAUCAUCUAUUUCUCAACAUUGGCCAGUUUCUGACCACAGGACUGCUGUUGACUAGACAUUGGGUGGUGGACCAUUCGUAGCAUAAGCAGUGUGGUAGUGUGUGGUAGGUAUGAGUGUAUCAGACACGAUGGUGUCACUGCUAGACCAACAGUGGUCCUCCACCCAACAAUAUCCAGCCCAAAGGGACUCUGUGCUCCAACACUGACCAACGUUGGCAAGAAUGACUAAUAUGUGCACCAACAUAUAGGCCACAGUCAAGUGUCCACCAGCAAGCUAUGGGUUUCUGAUAAAGUGGCCAGUGAAGGGAUAUUCUUAUAUACAACCUCAAUUCCAAUGAAGUUGGGACGUUGUGGAAAACAUAAAUAAAAACAGAAUACGAUGAUUUGCAAAUCCUU